AACCAGAACCUUGGUUCUCUCCCAGUCCUGGCUAUCCACCCUCCCAACCCUCCUUUUAUAAAAUCCAUCCUCGGGCUUCUCUCUCUCUGUCUCGCACUUUCUGAUUGAAGUCAACCUCUCUCUUCCGAAAGUCUUUAACGUUACUGGCAUAGUUCGGUUCUUGGUUCUGAAUUUAACUCAUGGCUUCUUCAGUUUUUUUCCUCUGUUUGAUACUCUGUAUUUCAAGCUUCUCUGUUUCGUUCUCAGGUAUUGUGCUUUUACCUCUAACCCACUCCCUGUCCAAGACCCAAUUCAACAGUACCCACCACCUCCUCAAAUCCACGUCCACCCGCUCAGCCACGCGUUUCCACGGCCACCACCAGCGCCGCCAAGUCUCUCUCCCGCUUUCUCCGGGCAGCGACUAUACCCUCUCCUUCACUGUGGGUUCCAACCCUCCCCAACCCAUCUCUCUCUACAUGGAUACAGGUUCCGAUCUUGUCUGGUUCCCCUGUUCCCCCUUCGAAUGCAUUCUCUGCGAAGGUAAGUACGACCCCUCUACCGCCACUCCCCUACCCAAAAUACACAAAAACGCCACUGUUUCAUGCAAGUCACCUGCUUGCUCCGCUGCCCACUCCUCCCUCUCCUCCUCCGACCUCUGUGCCAUUUCCCGCUGUCCUUUAGAAUCCAUUGAAAUUUCUGACUGCUCCUCCUUUUCCUGCCCACCUUUUUACUAUGCCUACGGCGAUGGAAGCUUAAUCGCUCGGCUUUACAAAGAUAGCUUGUCCAUACCCACCUCAGCUCAUCCUUCUCUGUUCCUUCCAAAUUUCACUUUCGGGUGCGCCCACACAACCCUUGGUGAGCCCAUUGGGGUCGCUGGCUUUGGCCGUGGCUUGCUUUCUUUACCUGCCCAGCUCGCCAGCUUCUCCCCGCAGCUGGGCAACCGAUUCUCCUACUGCCUGGUCUCUCAUUCCUUCGACCAAGACCGAGUUCGCCGCCCGAGUCCACUCAUCCUCGGUCGCUACGACGAGGAGGAAAAGGACUUGGGCAACGAUCGAACCGGGUUCGUGUACACGUCCAUGCUCGAGAACCCGAAACACCCCUACUUCUACUGCGUCGGACUCGAGGGAAUCUCCGUCGGAAAGAGGACUAUUCAAGCCCCGGAGACACUGAAACGAAUCGACAGGAGAGGGAGCGGCGGGAUGGUGGUGGAUUCUGGGACAACAUUCACGAUGUUGCCGGCGAUUUUGUACGGUUCGGUGGUGAACGAGUUCGAGCGCCGAGUGGGGCGUGUUCACGAGCGGGCGAGUAAGGUGGAGGAGAAGACCGGUCUCGCGCCUUGUUAUUACUAUGACAAGGUAGUGAAUGUGCCAGCCGUGGUGCUUCACUUUGUGGGGAACAAAUCCAGUGUGGUGUUGCCUCGGAGGAAUUAUUUCUACGAGUUUGUGGACGGUGACAAGAAGAGGAAGGUGGGGUGUUUGAUGUUGAUGAACGGUGGAGAUGAGGAGGAGUUGAGUGGUGGGCCCGGGGCCACGCUAGGGAACUACCAGCAGCAGGGGUUCGAGGUGGCAUACGAUUUGGAGACGAGAAAGGUUGGGUUCGCUAGGAGACACUGCGCAUCGCUUUGGGAUAGUCUCAACCGUGGAUAACCAAUAAUUUGGUCUGUUGUGAUGAACGGCUGAGAUCUUCUGGAACUCGGGUUGACUUUUGAAAUGGGGUUUGACCUGUGUGGAGGGCCAUCUGUAAAUGGGUCGGGUUACUGCUUGGGGGUGGAAAUAAAAGUGGG
This is a messenger RNA of Juglans regia (Persian walnut), 1762 nucleotides long. RefSeq names its product probable aspartyl protease At4g16563. NCBI's taxonomy places the organism in Eukaryota, Viridiplantae, Streptophyta, Magnoliopsida, Fagales, Juglandaceae. Bases 180 to 1625 code for a protein of 481 amino acids. The record is from RefSeq and is a predicted model, not a curated record. Gene Ontology annotation, cellular component: extracellular region. The transcript has a single exon.